AUGGCACCGAAAAAAGGACAAAAGCAAAAGAUGUCCUUAGGAGACUUCCUGGGAGAUGAGACAUUCGGAGCACUUGGAUCAUGGGCUGACGAAAUGGAAAGUCUUCCCACUGCUCCGGCCCAAAGGGCACCCGGCGAUGCGCCAACCGAUAGGUAUGGUCGUGGGGGAGAUCGCGAGUUUUCUCGACCAGAUCGAGCUCCAAUUGCCCCUCGAGAGGACUUGCCGUUGCCUACCGCUCCCCCUUUUAUCGCAUAUGUCGGAAAUCUUCCCUUUGAUCUUGUCGAAGACGACCUUGGUCAAUUUUUUGCCCCCGAAUCAUUGAAAUCUAUCAAAGUUAUUCGUGAUCGAGAUGAUAAGCCCAAAGGCUUUGGAUACGUGGAAUUCGAGACAUUGGAUGGGUUAAAGAGUGGUCUAAGUAAAUCUGGAGCACAACUAAACUCGCGCACUGUGCGAUUUCUCACAAGUUCAAUCUUCUCAGCCAAAGAUCAUCGGGGAACUGGCCCUACAUCAUUUGGAGACGAAUCCACAAACUGGCGGCGGGAUGGCCCUCUUCCAUCUGACUCGCGUGGUCCGCGUGGCUCUCGAUUUGACGACCGCCCGCCACGAGAGCCGGUCGAACCUUCGGAAGCUGAAGUAGCCUCUGAUUGGCGUUCAAAUCAACCUGUUCGAUCCGCCGUUCCUGUUGAGCCUCGUCGAUCUGGCUUCCGCGAUGGUCCAUCGCGCUCGGGUACUGAACUAAACUGGGAGCGCAAGGCGGCGCCAGCGGUGGAUACGGCUGCAACCGAUCGGCCUGGCAACUUCCGUAAAGGAAGCGGAUUCUCGACGCCCGCUGGCGAUAGAGAGAGACCACCACGUGCCUCCAUCCAGACAGAGGAACAACCACCAAAACGAGGAGCGUUUGGAGGCCGAAGUGGCGAAGGCUCUGGGUUCAGCAGUGGAGGGCCACCUGAUGCCGGGGACUGGCGCUCUCAAAUGAGGGUGUCUAGACAAACGAGCACGGACGAAAAGUCACCUACCAACUCUCAACCACAAACUCCACAGGGUGCAAGGAGGCAACUCAAUCUCCUACCUCGUUCGUCUACAGGUUCGAAUGCUCCUUCUCCACUCUCUUCCCCUCGUAUGGCCAACUCCACUGCACCCAAAGCCAGUCCUUUUGGAGCUGCGCGACCCGUCGAUGUUAGCAAUCGGGAGCGCGAAGUCUCCGAAAAACUUGAGAAGGAACGCGAGAGUCGGAUCAAGGAGAAAACGCCCUUUGGGAAUAGCCGUCCAGGAACAGGCCCCCGCCGCGAUUCAACGUCGGGAGGGCCACCUACACGUACCCAAUCGACACCUCGCGAUCAUUCUCCUGCUGAGGAAGAAAAGAAGGAACGAACUACUAACAAGUUCGACGCCAAAGCCGCGCAGGUUCGUGCUCAAACAAGCUUUGCGGCCGCAGCAGGAGCCAAAAAAGAGGAAGCCGCUGUGGAUGAGGCGGCGGAUAAGCUUGGCCAAGUCACCGUCUAA
Messenger RNA from Rhizoctonia solani, 1503 nucleotides. Its product is annotated as RNA recognition motif protein. Lineage: Eukaryota; Fungi; Basidiomycota; Agaricomycetes; Cantharellales; Ceratobasidiaceae. The coding region runs from base 1 to 1503 and encodes 500 amino acids. Gene Ontology annotation, molecular function: RNA binding. The record is from RefSeq and is a predicted model, not a curated record. The transcript has 10 exons.